Molecule: messenger RNA, 5197 nt
Organism: Molossus molossus (Pallas's mastiff bat)
Lineage: Eukaryota; Metazoa; Chordata; Mammalia; Chiroptera; Molossidae
Gene: KDM4B
Product: lysine demethylase 4B
Exons: 24
Coding region: 519-3821 (1100 amino acids)
Biological process (GO): chromatin remodeling
Cellular component (GO): nucleus
Molecular function (GO): histone H3K9 demethylase activity; zinc ion binding
Source: RefSeq, a predicted model, not a curated record
UUUCUAGCUUCUACAGGCACUUGCACUCUGCCUUAUGGCCUCUUCCUCUGUCUUCAUAGUACAUCAUUCUGACCUCCACUUCCGUGAUCACAUCUCUGACUCUGACCCUCCUGCCUCCCUCUUAUACGGACCUUUGUGAUGACAGAGCCCACCUGAUAAUCCAGGAUACUCUCUCCAUCUCAAGAUCCCUCACUUAAUCCCAUCUGCAAAGUCCCUUUUGACCCAGAAGGGAACAUUGCCACAGGUUGUGGGGAUUCAGACGUGGACAUCCUUGGUGGCUGUUAUUCUGCCAGCUACAGAAACCAUCACCGUUGCUGGAACCUGACAAAAAUCCAAGCCACUUGCUAGAGCAUCUCUCAUUGUAGCCUCGCCAUCAGAACAUACCAGGAACUUUCAAGAAAAGUGAUCCUGUAUGCAUGUCCCACAGCUGCUGAAACGUGACCAUAAACCUGGUGACUACAAACAACCCAUACUCAUUCUCUGACAAUUCUGAGAGUCCGAAGUCUGGAGUGAGUCUUAUGGAGCUAAAAUCAAGGUGUGGCGGUGUCUCAACUGCAGCCAUGGGGUCUGAGGAUCAUGGGGCCCAGAACCCAAGUUGUAAAAUCAUGACAUUUCGCCCAACCAUGGAAGAAUUUAAGGACUUCAAUAAAUACGUGGCCUACAUCGAGUCCCAGGGAGCCCACCGGGCAGGCCUGGCCAAGAUCAUCCCCCCGAAGGAGUGGAAGCCACGGCAGACGUAUGACGACAUCGAUGACGUGGUCAUCCCAGCCCCCAUCCAGCAGGUGGUGACAGGCCAGUCAGGCCUCUUCACGCAGUACAACAUCCAGAAGAAGGCCAUGACGGUUGGAGAGUACCGCCGCCUGGCCAACAGUGAGAAAUACUGCACUCCCCGGCACCAGGACUUCGAUGACCUGGAACGCAAGUACUGGAAGAACCUCACCUUUGUCUCUCCCAUCUACGGGGCUGACAUCAGCGGCUCCUUGUAUGAUGAUGAUGUGGCCCAGUGGAACAUUGGGAACCUUCGCACCAUCCUGGACAUGGUGGAACGCGAGUGUGGCACCAUCAUUGAGGGAGUCAAUACCCCCUACCUGUACUUCGGCAUGUGGAAGACCACCUUCGCCUGGCACACGGAGGACAUGGACCUGUACAGCAUCAACUACCUGCACUUUGGAGAGCCCAAGUCAUGGUACGCCAUCCCACCGGAGCAUGGCAAGCGCCUGGAGCGGCUGGCAAUUGGGUUCUUCCCCGGGAGCUCCCAGGGCUGCGACGCCUUUCUGCGGCACAAGAUGACCCUCAUCUCACCCAUCAUCCUCAAGAAGUAUGGGAUCCCGUUCAGCCGGAUCACGCAGGAGGCCGGGGAGUUCAUGAUCACCUUUCCCUACGGCUACCACGCUGGCUUCAAUCACGGAUUCAAUUGUGCUGAAUCGACCAAUUUUGCCACCCUGCGGUGGAUUGAUUAUGGCAAGGUGGCCACUCAGUGCACAUGCCGGAAGGACAUGGUCAAGAUCUCCAUGGAUGUCUUCGUGCGCAUCCUGCAGCCAGAGCGCUAUGAGCUGUGGAAGCAAGGCAAGGACCUCACGGUGCUCGACCACACCAGGCCCACGGCCCUCAGCAGCCCUGAGCUCAGCACCUGGAGCACCUCCCGGGCCUCACUCAAGGCCAAGCUCCUCCGAAGGUCUCAUCGGAAACGCAGUCAGCCCAAGAAGCCCAAGCCAGAAGACCCCAAGUUGCCAGGGGAGGGGGCAGCUGGGGCAGCCCUUCCGGAGGAGACCAGCGGUAGUGCGAAGGAGGAGGCUGCACAGGAGGCUGACCCAGAGGACGAGGAGGAGGAUCCCCAGCUGCCGCCGCAGGGCCGGGAGGUGGAGGGCACAGAAGAAGACAGGAGGGGCAAGCUUCGGCCAGCCAAGGCCAAGAGCGACCGGAAAAAGAAGAGCCCCCUGCACCCUCACCACCCACUCCUGCCCCAGCUGCCGUCACCCCUGCCCACACAGUUCCCCACAGAGGAGGUGCCGCCACCCCCGCUGGAGCCCCCGGUGCUGACCCCUGGCCCUGAAGUCACUGAGGAGAGCCCCUUGCCACCACCCCUCAAUGUUGUGCCUCCUGAGGCACCUGGCGAGGAGUUGGAGCUGAAGCCACGCCCCAUUAUCCCCAUGUUGUAUGUGGUGCCAUGGGCCAACCAAGCCACAUGUGACAAGGGCCGAGUGUCCUGCCAGCAGGCCUCUGAGCACUUUUCCCAGAAAGGCCCCACCUGGAAGGAGCCGAUCGCCCCCAUGGAGCUGGCGGGGCCUGAAGAGGAGAGUGGAGCCAGCGAAGUACAGGCGACAUCAACAUUUUCCAAGUUGAAGAUGGAGAUCAAGAAGAGCCGGCGCCACCCUCUGGGCAAGCCGCCGACCCGGUCCCCUCUGUCAGUGGUCAAGCAGGAGGCAUCCAGUGAUGAGGAAGUCUUUCCUUUCUCUGGGGAGGAGGACAUGAGUGACCCCGAGGCCUUGAGGUCCCUGCUGUCCUUGCAGUGGAAGAACAAGGCAGCCAGCUUCCAGGCUGAGAGGAAGUUCAACGCGGUGGCUGCUCUGACCGAGCCCUACUGCGCCAUCUGCACCCUCUUCUACCCGUACAGCCAGUCCCUACAGAUGGAGAAGGAGGCCCCACAGGCCUCCCUAGGGGAGGGCCCUUCUAUACCACCUUCCAAGUGUGGCCAGAAGACACGGCCACUGAUCCCUGAGAUGUGCUUCACCUCCAGCGCUGAGAACACAGAGCCACUCCCCGCCAACUCCUACAUCGGUGAUGACGGGACCAGCCUGCUGAUCGCCUGUGCCAAGUGCUGCCUGCAGGUCCAUGCCAGUUGCUACGGCAUCCGCCCGGAGCUGGUCAACGAAGGCUGGACGUGUUCCAGGUGCACGGCCCACGCCUGGACUGCGGAGUGCUGCCUGUGCAACCUUCGGGGAGGAGCUUUGCAGAUGACAACCGACAGGAGGUGGAUCCAUGUGAUCUGUGCCAUAGCAGUUCCGGAAGUUCGGUUCCUAAACGUGAUGGAGCGCCACCCUGUGGACAUCAGCGCCAUCCCUGAGCAGAGAUGGAAGCUGAAAUGUGUGUACUGCCGGAAGCGGAUGAAGAAGGUGUCCGGGGCCUGUAUCCAGUGCUCCUGUGAGCACUGCUCCACCUCCUUCCACGUGACCUGUGCCCAUGCCGCCGGAGUCCUCAUGGAGCCAGAUGACUGGCCCUACGUCGUCUCCAUCACCUGCUUCAAGCACAAGUCGGGGAGCCACAGCGUCCAGUUCCUGAGGGCUGUGUCCUUAGGCCAGGUGGUCAUCACCAAGAACCGCAACGGGCUUUACUACCGGUGCCGUGUAAUCGGCACCACCACGCAGACCUUCUAUGAAGUGAACUUUGAUGACGGGUCCUACAGUGACAACCUGUACCCGGAGAGCAUCAUCAGCAGAGACUGUGCCCGGCUGGGACCCCCACCUGAGGGGGAGUUGGUUGAACUGCGGUGGACUGAUGGCAACAUCUACAAGGCCAAGUUCAUUUCCUCUGUGACCAGUCACAUCUAUCAGGUGGAGUUUGAGGACGGGUCCCAGCUGACAGUGAAGCGCGGUGACAUCUUUACCUUGGAUGAGGAGCUUCCCAAGAGGGUCCGGUCGAGGCUGUCGGUCAGCACCGGGGCGCCGCAGGAAAGCGUCUUCUCAGGAGAGGAGGUGAAGGCCGCCAAGCGCCCGCGGGUGGGCACCCCACGUGCCUCCGAGGACUCGGGGCGGAACCCAGACUACCUGGCCUUCAUGGAGAACCUCCUGCAGGCUCAGUGUCAGCCCAGAGCCCCCUUCUAAGACAGCCAGCCAGCCGCCCAGUCACCCCUUGGCCCAGCAAAGCAGGCGGCAGCGGGCCCUGGCAUUUGCUUGCUGUGAAUUCCUGUCCUCGCCUCCCCGCCCUGAGAGGCUACCUCCAUGCUCUGUGGGGACAGGAGCAAGCAGGACGCUGGUGGCCGGACUCAGGGAGUGGGGCCAAGCCGGCCUGGGGGCCACUGGGGCUCACGCCGCCCCCACUACUCAGAUUCGUAAACCACGUAAAGCUCUUCUUCUUGAAAAGGUGCUACUGCGUUGCCUGCCUCCCGAGCAGCCUUUGAGAUUGUGACUCCUGUACAUAGAUCACCUUUGUGCGGUUCUUUCUAUGAAUACCUGUUGUUUAAAAAACUCAAGAAAAAAAGGAAAACAAAGAGGAAAAGGUCCCUAAAGUUGUUUUCUAGAUUUGUGGCUUUAAAAACAAAACAAAAAGUGUUCUUUUUAUCAGAACCAAGACAUGAGGGAGACAAAAGCAUCUCAUUUUUUUGUUUGUUGUUAUUUUAAAAUCUUACUCGUCUGUGAGCAGGUAGGGAAGCGCCAUGAGGCCUGGAAGGGUGUGGCGGGGGCAGGACACCCAGCGACAGGCCCUGUCACUCUGCUCUCUCCCGGACUUCAGGAAGGUCUGAGCAGCUGGCAUCCCGGUCCCCACCAGCGUCCACAGUGCCGGUCUCUCUGCGGCUGGCAGGAGGGGGACAGGAGGAGGCUGGAGCACCUUUCGGUGGCCGAGUGCUGGCCACGGGUGUCUGGGAGCCUCCCUCCUAUCUGCGAGCGCCUUUGCAAAAUAAACAAUCUCUUCUGGUUUGUUCCAUUUUUUUGCUUCUUCCCCGUGAGAACCAUUCCACAGCUGAGGCCUGCAGUAUGCAGGAGGGCUCUGUGCAGACUGAGUGUCCCUGGUCCUGCCAGGCGUCCCUCAGCUGCUCAGGGGGAGGGAGCCCCAUGAGCCUGGGUGACCUGCAGCCCAAGCAGGUGAGCACCUGGCUUCUUGGGGAUGGAGGACAGAGCCAAAUCAGGCCUUCCAGAUAGCCCGGGUCCAGUGUUCCCUGCUCGGGGAGGCCUGUGGCCCCGGGUUCAGGUGCCCCUGCUUGGACUGGGCUUCCUGGGAGAGGUGGAGGAUUCCACCUGCAGGAAUCUGCCUCCUAAGAGCUGUGGGCUGAGGUUAGGAGAGAAGAAACAGGAUUUUCUUGUGAGCUGGGGAAGGACACCGCCAGCCUGCUCUCUCCGUCUGCUUCCCUCGCUCUCCCCUGCAGAAGGAUCGAGAGCGUCAUUUGAGUAUAUAAAAUUUUUUUAAUUAAAAAAAAAAAAGUGUUCUAACAGUUACCAGGCCAGAGAGAACUAUUUAAGGAAAAUGGAGAGUAUGUAAAUGA